AUGUCUUACAGCUGGGACCUGAUGGGCACCAAGCUGGUGCGACCCUGCCAAGCGCCGCAAGAGUGCACCUUCGAGAUCACUUUGCCCGCGGACAUCCAGGCCCCAGUGCAGGUCUACUACUCCGUGAAGCCCUUCUAUCAGAACUACUUCUCCUAUAUGAGCUCGGUGGUCCCUGCAGAGUUGCAGGGGCAGAUGGCGUCGGAGGAAGCUCGCGCCGUGUGUCCCGAGCAAUCCCGUCUCACCGCUGACGGAAAGGACAUUUUCCCAUGCGGCCUCAUCGCCACGUCCGUUUUCAACGACACCUUUGAGAUCGAGGGUAUGGAGAUCGACACCGAGUCAGAGCACAUGCCGGUGUGGCGGCACUUUAAGAAUCCGCCUGAAUAUCCGGACAAAGCAGGGGUCUCUUGGCUCUACGAGCGAUACCCCAUGGUGACGGAUGAGGAGCUGGGAAUCAAAAGCAAGCGCUUCGUCGCAUGGAUGAUCCCCAACUUCCUGAACCGCGCCAACAAGCCGUACGGUGUGAUCUCCCAGCCUCUGCUGAAGGGGCAGAAGAUCAAGAUGCGGAUCAAGUCCAGCUUUCCCGUGACGAGCGUCGGCGCCUGGAAGACGGUGCUGCUCACACGGGGCACGCAGAACUACAUUCUGGUGUGGGUGCUUUUGUUUAGCUGCGGGUUGUGCGUCGCCCUGGUGGCCUUGGUCUGGGGCGUCCGCCAGUUCUGCGGCCGGGAGAAUGGCAAGGCCCGAGAUCUGCAAGGCGCCUCGGCGGGGCUCAGCGAGUGGCGCCCGGAGUGGCGCCCGGGGCGCCCACCGGACGCCAACAGCAGCGAUCCCUUCGCGAACCCCUUUGCGAACGCGCCCACCUUGGCGCCGGGCAUCGGACUCGACGGCAAGCCGGUGCAUGUGGUGAUGCUGAACGACACCAAGCACCCCUUCGGCUUCAACGGCUCGACCUUCUCCGGCUUCGGGAAGGGCAUCAAGAACGCCUUCAAGUGCCCCUUCGCCACCUGCACACAGGAUGUCAUCGUGGACGAAGAUGACGAUGCCGACGUAUGGCGAUUGCCUUUUGUCGCCGGGGUGCUCGUCUCCCUGUGCGUUGCGCUGCACUUGUUUACCCCCUUCAACUUGCUGACUCUUUGCGAGAAUCAGCCGGAAGAUGAGGAUGAAGAUGAGGAUGAAGAGGAGGACCCAAUAUGCCCUGCCACUGCCUGGGGCACUUCUUCGCGGAGCGUCGCUGAGCUCAUCAAACAGGGCAAGAAGUUGUCUGCACCGCUGACAGCGCAGUCGCCGUCUCAGGCGAUGCAGCCCAUGCAGGCCAUGCAGCCGAUGCAACCCAUGCAACCGAUGCAGCCCAUGCAGGGCAUGCAACCCAUGCAGCCCAUGCAGCCCAUGCAGCCCAUUCAGGGGCUUGCGUACUACGCACCAAUGGCAUCGAGCCCGCGGACAGUCAUGAGCCCAACCUUCCGCCAAGCCUGA
Molecule: messenger RNA, 1473 nt
Organism: Effrenium voratum
Lineage: Eukaryota; Dinophyceae; Suessiales; Symbiodiniaceae
Source: the annotation of a GenBank genome assembly